Sphaerodactylus townsendi is the source of this 1235-nucleotide messenger RNA. Its product is annotated as phospholipase A2 inhibitor and Ly6/PLAUR domain-containing protein-like. Gene Ontology annotation, cellular component: extracellular region. Gene Ontology annotation, molecular function: phospholipase inhibitor activity. Lineage: Eukaryota; Metazoa; Chordata; Lepidosauria; Squamata; Sphaerodactylidae. The transcript is spliced from 7 exons. The record is from RefSeq and is a predicted model, not a curated record. The coding region runs from base 400 to 1071 and encodes 223 amino acids.
GAUCUGCCCCAGCCCCGAGUUUUGGUUCAGCUACUUCUUCUCAUGGAAGCUGACAGAUUGUUUUUCUUUCCUGACCUUUAAUCUGGCAUUUUUGUUCUGCGGAAUGGCUCCAAUGUCGGUUCCCUCUCUGCUGUUCUCGUAGGGCUACCACAGGGAUAGCACUUUUACACUUCCACGUGGUCAUCCAAGGUGUGUUGGGGUCUGAAAAAAUUGAUUAGACAUCAGAUGCUAACGGAGGAAGAUGCUUCACGUCUCCAGAUUCUAUGAAAUGAUUUAACGGAAUUAUUCCCCUAACUCAGCGCUCCGGAGAGGGUAUGGCACCUUUUCCCCAGACAUCCUCUUUCUGAAUGGAUGGAGAAUCCACCCCAACCCUGACCUGACUGCACCCUGGACGUUGAGAUGGCUUUUCUCAUCCUCUUCCUCUUUGCUCUUCUAUAUGUUGCAGCUAGACCAGCAUUCACCAUUCAAUGCCGAACUUGUACAGGUGUAAAUAUUGAGUGUACUGGCACCCUCACCACGUGCAGCUCUGAGUACGACACCUGUCACUUAAUUUUCACUGAAGCAACACUGUCCGGAAAGACGCUGAAAACCACACGAAGAUCAUGUACAACACAAAAGAGCUGCAUUCCUGGGGAUAUAUUUAUGCAUCUUGCAAAUGGAUAUCAAGAGACAGGGCAAAGCCUUUGCUGUACAACGGACGACUGCAACGCAGCAAAUUUUACAGUGCCGGCCUGGAAUGAAAUUCUGAAUGGGAAGCAGUGCCCUUCCUGUAGUGCUGAGAGCCCCAAUACGUGCCAACAAGAGACCAUUAAUUGCAUGGGAUCAGAAGACCGGUGCUUCACCAGGGAAAUUGGUUCCACCAUCCAGAAGGGCUGUGCCACCAGAUCUUUCUGUGCCAAUAGUUUUGCAAUUACCUUUUCUGAAAGCCUGAUCCUGUCUUCUCAAACAAUACAGUGUGGAAAUGAAGAUGUGCCAGGAAUAACAAAUACAGCUCCGGAAUCAAGAUGGCUUUGCCUCCAAAUCUUUUCUGGGUUUCUGAUAGCAAAGCCUUUCUUACAAUGUUUUUUUUAAUGUGUACAAUCAUGAGAACCUCACACAGAUAUUUUCUGCUUCUUAUCUUAUUCCCUCCAGAUUAGACUACUGUAACUCACUCUAUGCGGCCUUGCCUUUAGCCAUGAUCCGGAAAUUAAAACUCAUUCAGAAUGCAGCAGCCAGGCUGCUUACUAGCAGUUCGA